Messenger RNA from Sceloporus undulatus (fence lizard), 1882 nucleotides. It is a transcript of the gene BECN1, whose product is annotated as beclin 1. Lineage: Eukaryota; Metazoa; Chordata; Lepidosauria; Squamata; Phrynosomatidae. Gene Ontology annotation, biological process: late endosome to vacuole transport; cellular response to nitrogen starvation; autophagy. The record is from RefSeq and is a predicted model, not a curated record. Gene Ontology annotation, cellular component: phagophore assembly site; phosphatidylinositol 3-kinase complex, class III, type II; phosphatidylinositol 3-kinase complex, class III, type I. The transcript is spliced from 12 exons. The coding region runs from base 159 to 1505 and encodes 448 amino acids.
GCCAUGGAGACGGCGAAGGCGGGGCCUGCUCUUUCCUCACCGCCCCCCGCGGGUGACGUCAGAGCUUUCCCGGAAGCACAGCUUCUCCUAAGAAGCCCCGAAUAGCGUUCCUUAGGAGCUCCCUAACAUUAAUUAAGCCCAUGGUCAGCCUGUGAGGUAUGGAUGGCUCAAAAUCACCUGCCUGCACCAUGCAGGUCAGCUUUGUUUGCCAGCGCUGCAGCCAGCCCUUAAAACUAGACACAUCUUUCAAGGUCCUUGACAAAGUCACUAUUCAAGAAUUAACAGCUCCUCUGCUUACUACUACUCCAGCAAAACUGGGAGAUGCACAGGAGGAAGAGACCACUAUGACAGAGGAAAUAUUUGUUGAAAACCGCCAGGAUGGUGUGUCCCGAAGAUUCAUCCCUCCAGCCAGGAUGAUGUCAACAGAAAGUGCCAACAGCUUCACUCUGAUCGGAGAGGCCUCUGAUGGCGGCACUAUGGAAAACCUCAGCAGAAGACUCAAGGUUACAGGUGACCUAUUUGAUAUCAUGUCAGGUCAGACAGAUGUAGAUCAUCCUCUAUGUGAAGAGUGCACUGACACGCUUCUGGACCAGCUGGACACACAGCUUAACAUCACAGAGAAUGAAUGCCAGAACUACAAGAGAUGUCUAGAAAUCUUAGAGCAGAUGAAUGAAGAUGACAGAGAGAGGCUGCAACUGGAGCUGAAGGAAUUUGCUCUUGAAGAGGAGAGGCUGAUUGAGGAGUUGGAAGAAGUGGAGCAGAAGCGCAAGGCAAUGGCUGAAGAUUUUGAGAAGGUCAGAGCUGAAGCAGAGCGGCUGGAUCAAGAAGAGGCAGAGUACCAGAAAGAGUACAGCGAAUUCAAGCGACAACAACUGGAACUAGAUGAUGAACUGAAAAGUGUGGAUAACCAGAUGCGCUAUGCCCAAAUGCAGUUGGACAAGCUGAAGAAAACCAAUGUAUUUAAUGCCACUUUCCAUAUCUGGCAUAGUGGACAGUUUGGCACAAUAAACAACUUUCGUCUGGGACGCCUCCCUAGUGUCCCUGUAGAAUGGAAUGAGAUCAACGCAGCCUGGGGACAGACUGUUCUGCUUCUCCAUGCUCUUGCCAACAAGAUGGGCCUAAUUUUUCAAAGGUACCGUCUAAUCCCAUAUGGAAACCAUUCUUAUUUAGAGUCUCUCACAGACAAAUCCAAGGAGCUGCCCCUCUACUGCUCAGGAGGUUUGAGAUUCUUCUGGGACAACAAGUUUGAUCAUGCCAUGGUGGCAUUUCUGGAUUGUGUGCAGCAGUUCAAAGAGGAAGUGGAAAAGGGCGAGACACGUUUCUGUUUGCCUUACAGAAUGGAUGUGGAAAAAGGCAAGAUUGAAGAUACAGGAGGAAGUGGUGGGUCCUACUCCAUUAAGACACAGUUUAAUUCAGAGGAGCAGUGGACAAAAGCACUCAAGUUCAUGCUGACAAACUUGAAAUGGGGUCUUGCCUGGGUCUCCUCCCAGUUCUAUAAUAAAUGAUGGCAAUAACAAAGAAUGGGUUCGCACUGAAACAUGGCUUCAGUUUGUUUCAAAGAUGCCAAAAGCAAGACAUGUGACAGCUGUACAUCACCUUACAGGACCGAAGGGGGAGGGAGCUUUUAAAAUCUUUAAAAUGUUGUCAAGUAAAAUGGAAUAGAAUACUUCAUACCAUGAUUGGGUAUUUGUUGACAAAGCAUGCUGCCACUGGAGAAAGUACCCAAAAUGCUAGCCAGUAAAAAGAAGAAAAACAAGACCCAUCAGCUUCCAGAAUUAAGGGGAGUGACUAUACUUAACUGUAAGAUAUUUUGUGCUUCUUGUUUUGUUACUAUGCUACAAUGCCUUAGGAAGUACAAAAAUAAAUGAGAUCAGUUUAUUAA